This is a messenger RNA of Mollisia scopiformis, 1302 nucleotides long. RefSeq names its product FAD/NAD(P)-binding domain-containing protein. Lineage: Eukaryota; Fungi; Ascomycota; Leotiomycetes; Helotiales; Mollisiaceae. The record is from RefSeq and is a predicted model, not a curated record. Bases 1 to 1302 code for a protein of 433 amino acids. The transcript has a single exon. Gene Ontology annotation, molecular function: oxidoreductase activity.
AUGACUCGCGAUGUUGUGAUCAUUGGAGGUGGAGCGACCGGAACUUAUGCUGCGGUCCGCCUGCGAGAAGAUUUCAACAAGACUGUGGUGGUAAUUGAGAAGACAGAUCGACUUGGAGGACACACCGAGACCUACUUCGACCCUGCUACCGGCUAUUCUGUCGAUUAUGGUGUUCAAGCUUGGAUUGAUGGCCCAAUCGUCCGUGCCUUCACUGGAAGAUUCAACAUCCCUCUCGUUACUGCCGUUCAACCACCAUUUGCGACUGAAUAUAUCGACUUCAAGACUGGGAAGUCAGUCGUGCCACCAUUCACACAGGCCGAUAUCACAACCGCACUUACUACCUACUUCGGAAUCGUCUCGCAAUGGCCAUUUUUGGUUGAAGGAUACAAUCUUCCCAAUCCUGUGCCUGCGGAGCUCUUGCUCUCAUUUGGAGACUUUGUCACAAGAUACGGACUCCAAGCCGCUGUUCCAACGAUCUGGACGUUCGCACAAUCUGUGGGAGAUUUUCUCAAUACACCGGCACUCUAUAUUAUUCAGACAUUCGGACUCCCCCGGCUUCAAGCCCUCUUCGAGGAUUGUUUCGUCGUUCCAGCCGACCACUUCAACAAUGAGAUCUACCUUAAAGCUUCGGCACUACUCGGCGUAGAUGUACUCUACAACACGACUAUACUUGAUGUUGCUCGCCAUGAUACUAGUCUCCAGCAGAUCACAGUCAAGACGCCAACCGGACAAAACCUCAUCAAAGCCAAGAAGAUUUUUGUGACAAUAGCACCCAUGGCAGACAACCUCAAGCCAUUCACGCUCAAUCAUCACGAAUCGUCUCUUUUCAACCAAUGGCAGUACACAACAUAUUACACUGGCAUUAUCCGCAAUGGUAUUGCAGACAAUGUCAACAUAAUCAACACUGCCAAUGGGACUACGCUCAACCUUCCUACGCUGCCAUAUGCUCAGGAGUAUUCUCUCAGCGGCAUUCCCGGUCUCCAUACUUUUCACACCGUCAGUGUCAAGCCUCAGAAAGACCAAGAUGCCCAGAUUCUCGUCCUGUCUAGCAUUGCUGCUAUGUCCGCAGCAGGCACAAUUCCUGCAAGCACGCUAUCCAUCGAAGUCCUCUCCAACCACACCCCGAUGCUUCUUCGCGUCACAGCGGAUUCGGUCAAGAAUGGCUUUCAUACUUCUUUGUAUGCGCUGCAAGGACUGAAAGGUACUUUCUACACUGGAAGUGCUUGGGCUGGCGAUUAUACGAGUGUGCUAUGGGGCUUUAUCGAUGCGCUUUUGCCAGGUAUUGCUGCAGCAGCUGUCUGA